This is a messenger RNA of Boleophthalmus pectinirostris (great blue-spotted mudskipper), 1007 nucleotides long. It is a transcript of the gene pop7, whose product is annotated as POP7 homolog, ribonuclease P/MRP subunit. Gene Ontology annotation, cellular component: nucleolar ribonuclease P complex; nucleus; ribonuclease MRP complex. Gene Ontology annotation, molecular function: nucleic acid binding. Gene Ontology annotation, biological process: tRNA 5'-leader removal. The transcript is spliced from 2 exons. Lineage: Eukaryota; Metazoa; Chordata; Actinopteri; Gobiiformes; Gobiidae. The record is from RefSeq and is a predicted model, not a curated record. The coding region runs from base 202 to 648 and encodes 148 amino acids.
UGAGGACUGCCAAGCGGCAGAGCACAGCAGCACCACCAGAGGAGCACCCACCAACAGAGGAGCACCCACUACCCGACAAGCACCCACUGCAAGAGGAGAACCCACCACCAGAGAAGCACCGCCAGAGGAACAGAGCCGGAGGAGCAGCCCACAGCCGGGAAUCGUAUCGGACCAAGUACCUCAACUAUAUUUGAACUGCACAUGAUGAUGAGCGAGCCCAGGAGCCCUGGAGUUCCCCCUGCAGCGCACCCAGACACGCUGAGCUCCGCGGUGGAGAUGGACCCAGUGGAGUACACCCUGAGAAAACGGCUUCCUCGCAAACUGCCCAAAAGGCGUAAUGAUGUCUAUGUGAACAUGAAAACGGACUUCCGGGCUCAACUGGCAAGGUGUCAGAAACUGUUGGAAGGUGGAGGUCAUCGGGAGAUCUGUGUCCAUGGUCUGGGCUUAGCUAUCAACAGAGCCAUUAACAUAGCCCUCCAGCUUCAGGCCAGCAGCCAGGGAGCACUGCAGCUGGCCACCAACACCUCUACUGUGGAGCUGGUGGAUGAUCUGGAGCCAGAGGACCCUGAUGAGACGGGGGAACCAAUGACACGCACACGCAACAACUCUGCAAUACACAUAAAAGUCUUCUAUCCUGACCCCCAGUGAACUUUACUUCCUGUGAGAGAGAGAACUCUUUCUUAAAAAAAAAAAAAGGACUGUGGAAAUUAUGCCUUAUUUUAUUUAUACACCUGUUUUCCUUUGGAUUUAUUAGACCAUGUGAAGCCUUGGAACAAAAAGAGCAUGAUAGACUUUGUAGCUGUGUCCAGUAGGUGUCCGUAUUGAGUAUGGUUGUAAUCUUAUCAAACACAUGGUGAUAUUGUUAAGUUCUGUGUCCUUAAAUGAUAAGUGACACUAUCAAUUCAUAUGAGUCAGUCUGGUUCUGGUCUAUAAUGAAUGCAGUAUUUCUGAAAUAUGCAAUCUGUAGUAGCAAGGACCCCAUAAUAAAAUAAAUAAUUCAGACUCCC